Cyprinus carpio (common carp) is the source of this 2976-nucleotide messenger RNA. Its product is annotated as phosphomannomutase 1-like. Gene Ontology annotation, biological process: mannose metabolic process; GDP-mannose biosynthetic process; protein N-linked glycosylation. The record is from RefSeq and is a predicted model, not a curated record. Gene Ontology annotation, cellular component: cytosol. Lineage: Eukaryota; Metazoa; Chordata; Actinopteri; Cypriniformes; Cyprinidae. Gene Ontology annotation, molecular function: phosphomannomutase activity.
CACACGUGCGGAUUCAUUCACACUCAGCAGUGAUCAUGUAGCCUGCAGUACACACUGUAACCUUGGUAAAUAAGACUCAUCAGUACUGACCUCUUUCGGUUUCAUGAAAGACGAGAGACUGUGUCUCCUUAUAUUCUUAUGCAUUAACUCACCUUGAGUCAUUUCUGAUUUGUAUAUAUUUAAUCGUCCUAUUUGAUCUUAUUUAAAACAUUUAAAUGUCUACUUCAAUUGCUGGACUAGAAGAAAUGGAUUUGAAGUCUCUUUUAGCCGGAGGUCGAAAUGUUUUGUGCUUGUUUGAUGUGGACGGAACGCUGACACCCCCGAGAGAGAAGAUCGACCCUGAGCUGGACGAUUUUUUCCAGGCCUUGAGAAAGAAGGUGAAGAUCGGCGUGGUGGGUGGAUCAGAUUAUUCCAAAAUCGCAGAACAGCUCGGAGAAGGAGAUGAAGUCAUUCACAAGUUUGACUAUGUCUUCGCCGAAAAUGGAACCGUGCAAUACAAAGAGGGCCAACUCAUCUCCAGACAGGCCAUUCAGAAUCAUCUGGGCGAGGAGUUACUGCAGGACCUCAUCAACUUCUGUCUCAGCUACAUGGGGCUCAUCAAACUACCCAAGAAACGAGGGACGUUCAUUGAGUUUCGUAAUGGCAUGAUCAACAUCUCGCCCAUCGGACGCAGCUGCACGCUCGAAGAGCGAAUCGAGUUCUCUGAGAUCGACAAGAGAGAGAAGAUACGAGAGAAGUUUGUGGCAGCUCUGCAAGAGGAGUUUGCAGGAAAAGGUCUGCGGUUCACCAGAGGGGGUUUGAUCAGUUUUGACAUCUUCCCGGAGGGCUGGGACAAACGCCUCUGUCUGGACGUCCUGGAACAGGAAGGAUUGGACACCAUCUUCUUUUUCGGCAACGAAACUUCGUUGGGUGGAAAUGACUACGAGAUCUUCGAGGACCCUCGUACCAUCGGUUUCACCGUCUGCUCCCCUGAAGACACAGCGAGGCUCUGCAGGGAGAUGUUCUUUAACGCUCCUCCCAAUGAGUCGUGAAAGAGGUCCAGCUGCACAUACUGUACACCUGACUCCUGCGCCCGCUGCUGGUCACUGUGGGCAAAGCCUGAGAGCCAGCAGACACGGAGAUCAAACCAAACCACUGCUGAUCUGCACACUGAAGCGACUGCAUGGAAACAUCACUGACAGGGCCUCAUCGUUUUUUAAUGUUCAAAUAUUAAUUUCCACUCGUUUCAUCGUAAAAAAAAAAAAAAACGUUUUACUGUGGCCACGUUCACACUGCAACUUUUCCGGAGUGACAACUGUUUAAAACACAGCGAAUCCUCUGAACGAUGAAAGAAUACAGGACUGUUUGACAUCUCAAAGCUGUAAACUAGCCGUUUUCACCAAAGUUUACCCCAUGUGCUCCGUCACGUAAUGUGCUUUUAGCAUUUCUGUCUUACAGCAGUUGACAGAUAUUAAUGUUUAGCUAUAGCCUACAUCUUACGUCAUUGUUCAGCCGUUAAAACUGUCUUUGAACAGUAAAGCCCGCCUCCUUUGAUUUAAUUGGCCAUCUCAAUCAUUUGCGUGUCUUUAUAAGCAGACCACAAAAAAACAAACAAACAAAAAAAACACUUUUGUCAUCCAAAAAAUAAACAGAGCAAUGGAGUGCAGCUGAGCAGCAGAAUAUCAGAGACAAAUUUGGCAUUAUCUGAUAAUAAUUAAUCAGAUGUGUUUGGUAAUUGCAGUCCUGUUUUGUGAGACACUGAAGACACGCACCAGUUUCUGUGGUUUUCUAGCACCUCAGACGAGCCAUCGUUGUCCAAAACAGUAAUGAGUUUCAGAUUCUACACAAAUGCUGCUGUCACUGAGUGAAUUAUUCAGGAGUUCAGGUUCACACUACAUGACUUUAAACCAUGUUAGACCUUCAUGCUGCUGUUUUUCAUGGGCUGUAGCUCGUCGUGACACCUGAAACCACAGGAUGUCGAGUUGGCUCCAGAUAUUUAGCAUGCUAGACAUUCAUUCAUCAGCGAGCCUCUUUGAUGCAUCAUUGAAUAGUUCACACAUAAAGAUUGCCGAGCGCUGAUCACCCGCUAGUUUUCCCCGAUCACAGCCCCAACUGUGAGUGAGCUCAUUAACUUGCUGUAAUCCCGUAGUGUGAACGUGGCUUUAAUGAACCCAAUCAGACAUGCGGAGUGACAUCGGAAGUGCAGUGUGAACGUAAGAUCAAUCGCAACGUGAUGAAACGAGUGAUCAGUUCUGUCUGUUCCAUGUUAAGCUUCAUUUUUGUUACAGUCUCGUGAUCUUUUUUGAAAUGUUUGUGAGUGUAGUUGAAUGUGGUUCUGAUCUCGGAUUGACUCUGAGAUAUUUACAAGAUGAUGAAAAAUCUGCGUUAUGAAUGAAUGACGGACCGAAACGACAGAAUCUGAUCUAACGCUGAGUUAACUAGUAGUUGAUCUAGGUUUGUCGCAUCGCUCUCUUUUAGCGAGGUUAAGAUUACGAAUCAGGUUAGAUGUGAUAUUAUCAUUCCGGAGAGAAUCCAGCAUCGCUGAGACACCAUGUUGAUCCCGCUGAUUUCCGCGGCAUUUAUUAAGAGCUUUCUUACGUUGACCGUUUGUUAAUCGGGCAUCGAGUGUUUCUAAUUCAGAAUCCGUCGUGUGUUUGAGCGUAUGCUGUGAAUGUUAAUGUAUCGUUGCUUCAUGUCUGAUUGCAUAAAUGCACUUUAACUUGAAUUGAUUCAUAUCAUAAAAUUACACUAAUGAUGUAACCGGUGCUGGAUUUAAGAAAUGACGUUUAAACAAACUCAUUUAGUGAGGAUCUUUAUCUUUUUAUUUGUUACACAUUAAAGUUUUAACACUCCCGAAGAAAGGAAAAACUGAAACAGUAAUAGGAUUUUCGUGGUUCAGAAAUAUAGCCUAUCCAUGUGAAAUGCAAAUGCUAAUAUGCCUGGUGAUGAAUUAUGAACAAGUCUGUUUGUUUUAAAUAAAACGUUUUCAUAUUGCAA